Carassius gibelio (silver crucian carp) is the source of this 2591-nucleotide messenger RNA. RefSeq lists its product as uncharacterized. The transcript is spliced from 3 exons. Bases 157 to 1740 code for a protein of 527 amino acids. The record is from RefSeq and is a predicted model, not a curated record. NCBI's taxonomy places the organism in Eukaryota, Metazoa, Chordata, Actinopteri, Cypriniformes, Cyprinidae.
CAGAGGGUUCACCCCAACAAACUGUCUAAAUACACCGACUUUAUAGAGAACCACAGAAAGCGCAAGUCCUCCUCUUCCAGUGAUACUUCUGUGAAAAAUGCAAAAAUCACAGCCUUCUCUGCCCCAGGGCGGGUAACACAAGCAACGCUUGACAAGAUGGUGCUAAAUUUUGUAUGUGAGGCCAACCAACCAUUUUCUGUGGUUGAGAAACCAUCCUUCAAGACUUUGAUAGAAACCUUGCAACCUCAUACAAUUAUGACAAGGAAAACGUUAUGCACAAGAAUACAAGAAGCUGCAAAACACAAGAAGAGCAUACUCAUCAAAAAACUGAGUGCGGUGAACUAUGUUGCUACCACAACAGACUGCUGGUCUGCCAGACAACGUAGCUACUUAGGUGUCACCUGUCACUGGAUAGACAACACCUCACUGGAGAGGCACUCUGCUGCGUUAGCUUGUAGAAGGCUCAAAGGCUCGCACACGUUUGACGUCCUUGCUGCUGCAUUAGAGGAAAUACAUUCAGAGUACCACAUCAGGGAAAAAGUGACCAGGACGACAACAGACAGUGGCUCAAAUUUCCUAAAGGCCUUUCGAUUAUAUGGUGAGGAGAUAGAGGAGGAAGCCACCAAUGAGCAAGAGGAAAGUGACUCCACCCUUGAUGAUGCAACAGAAGAUCAAAGUGAGUCAGAGGUGGAGUAUCAAGAUGUGUCUGCUAUUCUGGAUGACAACACAGGCCUUGAGUACCAACUUCCAAGGCACCAAAAGUGUGCAUGCCAUCUCCUCAAUCUUAUAUCCACAGUUGAUGCCACUGCUGCAGGAGGAGCUGCAAACGAAACCUACAAGAAACUCUCUCGGUCUGCUUUUGCAAAAUGUCAUGCUCUCUGGAAUAAAACCAGCAGGUCAACCAUGGCUCAUGAAACAGUGGAACGAGAAUGCAAGCUGCAGUUUCUCCGACCGAAUCAGACGCGCUGGAGCUCCCUGUUCCUCGCUGUAGAAAGGAUUGUGCGCAUUCACCGAGAGCAAGGAGAACAAGCAAUUCGCAAUGUUUGCACAGCAUUAAAGAUAAAGAUGUUCAAUCCAGCUGAAAUGGGUUUUUUGGUCGAGUAUGCUGCUGUAAUGAAGCCUGUUGCCAUGGCCCUUAAUAUCCUCCAAGGGGAAUCAUCUGCGCAUAUGGGCCUCCUGCUGCCAACACUUUACCAGUUGCGUGACAAGCUGAAGAGGUUGGAGUCAUCUUGUAAAAUGUGUACAUCUCUUGUUCACACCCUGCAGCAAGGGAUCCAGAAACGUUUUGGAGACAUCAUGAAAGAGCCUGAGCUGAUUGCAGCAGCAAUACUCCUACCAAGAUUCAGAACAUCCUGGACCACAGAGGAGAACAUCUUAAAUGCUGGCCUUGAUUACAUCAGAAAUCACCUCGACACCGACUUGGAUGAUAUCACCAGCACAAACAGCAGCCUCUCUGAUGAAGACGACUUCUUUGCAUCCAUGGAGUUGGGAAAAUCACAAGUAGGAGAGCUGGAGAGGUACCUUUCAUGUAUGUCCCCUGCAGGUAUGGAUCUACUCCACUCCUUUCCUCACAUCAAGAAGCUGUCACUCAAACUCAACACAGGUCUUCCUGCAUCUGCAGCCUGUGAGAGACUUUUCAGUCAUGCAGGACUCCUGUUCACUGCUAAACGAUCACAGCUUCACAGCAAGAACCUUGAGAGCCAACUACUGUUGAAGCUUAAUAGUGACAUCACUGAGUAAUUCUUUUGUGAAGUUGUUUGUUUCUGCAUGUUUUGUCACAAACACACACACACUCUCUCUUUCUCACACACACACACACACACACGCUCUCUCACACACUUGCUCUCUCACACACACACGCUCUCUCUCUCUCACACACACACACACACUUUAACAAUUUAAGUUCACUCAAAAGAAGUUGUUGUGAAGUUGUUUGUUUCUGCAUGUUUUGUUACACACACACACAAAAACACACACACGCUCUCUCUCACACACAUUUUAACAAUUUAAGUCCACUCAAAAGAAGUUGUUUCUGCAUGUUUUGUCACACAUACACAAAACCACACACACACACUCUCUCUCUCUCUCUCUCUCACACACACACACACACACACACACACACAUACUCUAUCUCUCUCUCACACACACAGUUUAUGGGCUGCCUUGUUCUAGUUCUGUCUGCAAAGCCUGGUAUAAAGGUUUGGAAAUUUGUGUUUACUUGUGUUUAUUUAUUUUUUAUUAUUUUAUUUUUUAAGUACUUGAAUUUACCUGGAUUAUUUUAAUUUAAGCUAUUUUGUAAUUAAUUAAUUUAUUUUAAUUGAUUUUAUUGAUUUGAUGAACUAUAAUUUGCUUAAACAUUAUUAUUUUGUAUUUUUGUCUGUCUGAUUGAAUGCUUGUUAAAAAAUAAAUCAGACGUUACUCAACAGUUACUCAGUACUUGAGUAGUUUUUUAACCAAGCACUUUUUUACUCUUACUCAAGUAAUUAUUUGGAUGACUACUUUUUACUUUUACUUGAGUCAUAUUAUUCUGAAGUAACAGUACUUUUACUUGAGUACAAUUUUUGGCUACUCUACCCACCUCUGCAGUUAUU